Messenger RNA from Penicillium soppii, 348 nucleotides. RefSeq lists its product as uncharacterized. The record is from RefSeq and is a predicted model, not a curated record. NCBI's taxonomy places the organism in Eukaryota, Fungi, Ascomycota, Eurotiomycetes, Eurotiales, Aspergillaceae. Bases 1 to 348 code for a protein of 115 amino acids. The transcript has a single exon.
AUGAGACUCAAUGAUAUCUUCUUGCACAUUUAUGUUUGCCUGCUGGGCGUCCCCAUUGCUCUUGCUGGACCCUCCUGCUGUGGAACAGACUUUACAAGCAGAGCCUACCAUGACAACCUCUUGAAGGACUACAUUGCCGUCUGGGGUGGUGACAUAUCUCUCAUUGAGGGUACCUUCCACCCCGAUGUUGUGCUUUAUGUCGACCGGUUCCCUUCAGCAAGUGGCAAAGGUAGCUCGGUCACCAACGUGACAAACAAAAGGGAUUUUACUGCUUUGUUGAGCGAUCUCAAGAUCGGCAGAAACAGUAUUAUUUUGAGCCUAUCUGAUCAGUCACGGCAGAGCACUUGA